UCGCUGGCUCUACUUGUGCUUUUGGUAAGUGUUUUUCCCGAGAAAAAUUAACUGAAAAAAAUGGAGACUUCUCUGAGGUAUUCUACAAAUUCCAGGUCUCUGAAAAUCCAUGCCAAGGAGAAGCUCCCGGUGAACUCCCAGAUUCGUUUGCAGCUUCAUGGAGAGCUAGAUACAGGAGCUGGAGCGCCAAGUUACUUCUGUGCGAUGAUAAGACACUUUUUUCAUGAGGCUUCGACUAGCGUUGGAGUAGGCUUGCACUAUAAUAAACGCGAUAAGCUUCGGUGUCUUGUACGUGGCAAAAAGAAGUUUCCUGUGAUAACUGAUGAGCUUGUAACCUUCAAUAUUAAAGGACGAUGUGACUUUGACCAGGACUUCGUUCAGAGGAACCCAAAAGGAGCUGCUGAAUUUGAUUGGAACAUAUGGAAGUUUCAGAAAGAUCAAGAUUUACGCCUCAGAGUUGGCUACGAAAUGUUUGAGAAGGUGCCUUAUAUGCAGAUUAGAGAAAACAAUUGGACUCUCAACACGAACUUGAAAGGAAAAUGGAAUGUGAGGUUUGAUCUGUAAGGAGAAAACAAGAAUAGAACCCUCAGAAAAGUAAGAUUACAUUUUGUAUUUGAUCUUUUUGAGAAAUGUAUUACUUGUAGAAAGACUCACUUUGAUUCAACCAACUAAUUUGAGAGCAAAUCCAAAGAUCUAUGUUUGUUAUCAA
Molecule: messenger RNA, 709 nt
Organism: Eutrema salsugineum
Lineage: Eukaryota; Viridiplantae; Streptophyta; Magnoliopsida; Brassicales; Brassicaceae
Product: outer envelope pore protein 21A, chloroplastic
Exons: 5
Coding region: 61-564 (167 amino acids)
Biological process (GO): regulation of monoatomic anion transport
Molecular function (GO): voltage-gated monoatomic anion channel activity
Source: RefSeq, a predicted model, not a curated record